Molecule: messenger RNA, 501 nt
Organism: Rangifer tarandus platyrhynchus (Svalbard reindeer)
Lineage: Eukaryota; Metazoa; Chordata; Mammalia; Artiodactyla; Cervidae
Source: the annotation of a GenBank genome assembly
AUGCACCAUGAGGUUUCUACAACACUGCCAGAACUAAUGCAAGUUUUUCAACAGCAUGCUUCCUCUAAGUGUCCUGCCCAGAUUUCAGGAUAUAAGAUUACAGGUUGGAGAUUACCUCAAAAACCUCAGAGAAGACGACCCAGACAGUUAAAGGCUGUCCCAGUGACAACAGUGGGGCCAAAUGAAAUAAGAAGAAAACCAAACAAACCCUUCUCUGUUUCAUUGUCUACCUUAGUGACACCUUGGAUCCCUGAAGUUGUGUCUGUGCCUGCUCAGUCGCAUAUUCGUGCCCGACUCUUUGUGACCCUGUGGACUCUAGUCCUCCAGUCUCCCCUCUUCAUGGAAUUUUCCAGGCAAGACUACUGGAUCAGGUUGCUAUUUCCUCUUCCAGGGGAUCUUCAUGACCCAGGGAUCCAACUGCGUCUCUUGCAUCUCCUGCAUUGGCAGGCGGAUUCUUUACCACUUCGCCACCGGGGAAGCCCCCUAAAGAUGAGCCAUUGA